This is a messenger RNA of Syngnathoides biaculeatus (alligator pipefish), 1061 nucleotides long. RefSeq names its product ferritin, heavy polypeptide 1a (gene fth1a). Gene Ontology annotation, biological process: intracellular iron ion homeostasis; iron ion transport. Lineage: Eukaryota; Metazoa; Chordata; Actinopteri; Syngnathiformes; Syngnathidae. Bases 290 to 823 code for a protein of 177 amino acids. Gene Ontology annotation, cellular component: cytoplasm. Gene Ontology annotation, molecular function: ferric iron binding; ferrous iron binding. The record is from RefSeq and is a predicted model, not a curated record. The transcript is spliced from 5 exons.
GCGAGCAGUAAAACCAGUCGUUCACUCAUACUCGCCACAGUCACGUCUCGGCAGCCGACGGUGAAGGUUACCUGCUUCAACAGUGCUUGAACGGAAACCUUUUCACUGUCUUAAAUUUAUCACGAAGACCAGAAGGUUAAGAGCAGACCAAAGGAAAGAGCGAAACAAGUCAAAGCUGCCGUGGUUAAGUUUGUAAUCGGAAUCGCUUUGUCGUUUUGCCAGCUACGCACGUAUUUUGAACACAGUUUCAUCAUUUUCUCCAACAAAGUUGUCUUCUGAAACAAGAACAAUGAGUUCCCAGGUAAGACAGAACUUCCAUCAGGAUUGCGAGGCUGCAAUUAAUAGGCAGAUCAACCUGGAGCUGUACGCCUCCUACGUCUACCUGUCCAUGGGUUACUACUUUGACCGGGAUGACCAGGCUUUACACAAUUUUGCCAAGUUCUUCCGUAACCAAUCGCAUGAGGAGCACGAGCAUGCAGAGAAGCUCAUGAAACUUCAGAACCAGCGUGGAGGCAGAAUCUUCCUUCAGGAUGUCAGGAAGCCUGAACGGGAUGAGUGGGGCAGUGGUGUCGAGGCUCUUGAAUGUGCUCUGCAGCUUGAAAAAAGCGUCAACCAAUCUCUUCUGGACUUGCACAAACUGUGCUCUGAUCACAAUGACCCACAUUUGUGCGAUUUCAUCGAGACUCAUUACCUGGACGAACAAGUGAAGUCCAUCAAAGAGCUGGGAGACUGGGUGACCAACUUGCGCCGGAUGGGUGCCCCACAGAAUGGCAUGGCAGAGUACUUGUUUGACAAACAUACCCUUGGCAAGGAAAGUAGCUAAAUAACAGAUUCAUUUAUCUUGCUUUGUGUUUGAGAGUGUAUCUUUAUGCUACAGGCCAGUCUGUUUAGUAAUUUGGUUACUCAUCCUUUCACAUUUACACAAGUGAUCUUGUACUCUGUGAUGAGCUGUGACAAAGCUUGCUGUAUCCUGCACCACACCUACCCAUUAAGGUAUUCUUAACAUAUUUGCUUAACACCACGAGCUGCCGGUCUGACCAAAUAAAUCCAACCACCUGAAA